Molecule: messenger RNA, 1527 nt
Organism: Mucor mucedo
Lineage: Eukaryota; Fungi; Mucoromycota; Mucoromycetes; Mucorales; Mucoraceae
Product: major facilitator superfamily domain-containing protein
Exons: 6
Coding region: 7-1317 (436 amino acids)
Biological process (GO): transmembrane transport
Cellular component (GO): membrane
Molecular function (GO): transmembrane transporter activity
Source: RefSeq, a predicted model, not a curated record
UUGAACAUGGACAGAACCAAUAAUUCAAACGCUAUUUCAGAUAAUUUGCCUCUUAAUUUGGGUUUUGGUAUCACUGAAAUCAAUACUGCCACACUUGUGUAUUCACUUGUAUUUACUAUCGUUGCACUCUUCACAACCCCAAUUGCAAAAUACUUUGGCCCUCACAAAUGGAUGGUAUGGCUCAUGUCCGCUUGGGCUGAUUUCAAAGGUUAUCUUAUUGUCCGCUUAUUUAUUGCAUUUACUGAAGCAGGAUUCAUUCCCGCAUCUUUACUUUACCUUAACACAUGGUAUAAGAGCUCUGAGUUGGCUACACGAUUAACUUGGUUUUGGGCUGUUCAGUGGUUAGCCUCUGCUUUUUCUGGUUUAAUUUCGUUCGGUAUCUUUAAUUUAUCUGGUGUCGGUGGUCUCUAUGGUUGGCAAUGGCUUUUUAUCAUUGAUGGUAUUUUCACUCAUGUCAUUGGCGCUAUUGCUUUCUUGUAUAUUCCUGCAAGUCCUUUUAAAACAUCAGGAUAUCUUCGUGGUAAAAAUGGAUGGUUCACCGAGCGCGAAGCCAAUAUUGCUGUUACCCGACUUAUUCGUGACGAUCUCUCCAAAUCUGGCCAACAGAAAAAGCUUACAUGGCAUGAUGUCAAGAUCACUGCGCUCGAUUCCAAAUUAUGGACACACAUUUGCAUCACAUUUUUAAGUAUGAUGCCUAACACUCCCGUGAAUACUUAUCUUCCUACCCUGAUCAAAGAUUUUGGUUUCCCAGUCACUACCAGUAACUUGCUUACAGUCCCUCCUUUUAUUAUCAGUCUUAUCGUUUCGGUUUUUGUUGCGAAUAGUGCAGACAAGAGAGGAAGUUACGGUUUACAUGCUAUCUUCGGCUGCGUUUGGUCAAUGGCUGGUUUCCUCGCUCUUGAACUUAUGAGCAACAACAGCGGUCGUUGGAGCUUUUAUGUUGCUGCCUUGUUCAUUUCCUCCACGCCCUCUUUCCACGGUUUACAUAUUGCUUGGAUGUCAACUAAUUUAGCGCCUAAUGGAAAACGUACUAUUGCAUUGGGUACUAUUGUUGGUUUUGCUAAUUUAUGUGGUAUUCCUGGUUCUCAAAUCUAUCAACAAAACGAUUCACCCAGAUUUUUCAAAGGUAACUGGAUUAACUUUGGGCUUAUGGCUGCAUCCGCCUUGCUUCUGGCCUUCCAACACACACGAUACUUAUUGACAAACAAGUCUCGUGAAAAGAAGUGGAACGCACUUACCGAUAGUGAAAAGAAGGAAUACAACAAAAAUACAAAAGAUGAGGGAUCGAACCGUUUGGAUUACAGAUUCAGAGUUUAAAUAACGCACUAUUCAAAAAAAACACACUACUUGUACAUACGAUAUUCCAAUUACUGUUACAGCUUUUAAAGCUUUAUACAUACCCCAUUUUCUUAAUUUAAUAAAACCAAAUGCUAUUUCUUAUUUUUACUCAAACUACUUCAAAAAAAAACUUGGCGAUUGACUCAAAAACAGGGGGGGCAGAUACCUCUUUUUUUCCUUUUACAGCCG